AUGCUAGAUGACGCAACACCGCUAAUCUGGAAUGUCGAAAGUGAACAAAAGAUUUCUGGCCCUUUCAGAAGGUAUAAGGCAUCUGUCACGUCUGUUGCCUUCAAGCUCUCGCCUGAGGGAAGGCGUGUCUUUUCUGGCUCUGGUGACGAAACAAUCAUAAUCUGGGGUGCUGGAAGUGUCACCUUCUCUUCCAACGGAGCACAUGUUGUCUCUGGCUCCGAGGACGGGACAGUCCGAGUCUGGGAGGCCGAGAGUGGCGAGGCUGUUUCUGUUCCAUUAGGACAUACAUCAGACGUCAUGUCUGUUACAUUCUGUCCUGAUGGAAAACGAAUUGGCUCUGGCUCUUCGGAUCGUGCAAUCAGAAUGUGGAAUGUAGAAGGUGGGAAAGACGGCUUCUCUAUUGCUCAGCAGCUCUUCAUCCAAACGAGCUCGCUUGGCUCAUCGGCUAUAAAGUACCUGUCUGCCAACUCGCUGGCUCCUUCAUCUAAAAUGACCCAGUCCCUUGAAUUUGCUGCAAGCGACGUCAAUAUCGCUAUUGAGUGUACACUUUCCGAAGAUAACAGUACCCAGGAGAGUACGGGUAGCAUGUCGGACGUCGUCGACUCCGCGAGCUCCGACAAAUCCUCCUCAAGGGAGUCCACGCCAAGCUCGUUGAGCGAGGAAGUUCCGUCUGUGACCGACGGAAGCGCUGAGGGAUUCAGAGCUGGCGAGUCCACAAAUUCAUUACCUAUUCCCUUGUUUAGGCCUAAGGGGAGAAUCACUGUGCAGUCCACUACGCCCAAACCUAAACCAAAGCCCAACGGAGGCAGAUAA
Messenger RNA from Fomitiporia mediterranea MF3/22, 813 nucleotides. Its product is annotated as WD40 repeat-like protein. Lineage: Eukaryota; Fungi; Basidiomycota; Agaricomycetes; Hymenochaetales; Hymenochaetaceae. The record is from RefSeq and is a predicted model, not a curated record. Gene Ontology annotation, molecular function: protein binding. The coding region runs from base 1 to 813 and encodes 270 amino acids. The transcript has 6 exons.